GAUAUGCAUAUAUGUAUAAUUAUGUACUUGAGUAGGAGCGAAAAAGAGGGAGAAAAAAAAUGCAAGAUAAUUAUACAAACGAAAGUUGCAAACUCAUAAUAUUACUUGAAGCCUCAGUUAAUAGUUCACGAUACGAAAACGGUUAAGAAGAAAGAUAAGAUAGUACUAAUUACAUAAGUCACGUUGAGUUAACACGCUAGACAACAGUGCAUAACCUCUCUAUUAACACGGACAAUAGCAAAACUGACGAUUUUUGUGUCUACAACACACUGCAAUUUUACAAGAUUUCAGUUUUACAAGUGAAAGUACAAUGUCGACUGCUGAGAAAUUGAUAAUGGAUUUGCCGAGUGGACCAUUGGAUGUUUAUAGAAAACGAGCGACAUUUGAUUGGAAAUCGUUCAAAUUGGCUCUGGAGGGAGAAGAUGACAUACGAUUUCAGAAAAAACUAUGGGGACUUGUCAAGACACAUCCAGCAUUCCAAAGGUCAACACGACAAUUAACUUUGGAUGAACUUCGACAACGCUGCAAUGCUCAAAUACAAGCUCUUUAUACGAACGACCUAGAUCCAGUGCAUGGUCGCAAAAAUUUUCUUUAUGUCGUCCAACUUGAUGGGUCUUUGUCAGUAAAAAUGGGUGUUUUAUAUGGCAUGGUACCAAAUACAUUAUUAGUACUGGGUACCGAGCAACAUCAUCAAAUGGUAGCAGAAUUUGGCAUUCAAAAUUAUAUUGGCUGUUUUGCUCUGACUGAAAUUUCCCACGGGACCAAUGCAAAAGGCAUGCGGACCACAGCAACAUAUGAUAUAGCGACAAGAAGUUUUAUUCUUCAUACACCUGAUUUUGAAGCUGCAAAAUGCUGGUCGGGUGGUUUAGGGAAAAGUUCUACACACGCUCUCAUAUUUGCACAACUAAUUACACCAGACGGAGUAAAUCACGGUCUGCACCCUUUUAUCGUGCCAAUCCGCAACCCCAGUACUCAUCUGCCUUUCCUCGGUGUCACUGUUGGCGAUAUGGGUGAAAAGAUAGGACUUAAUGGAGUGGACAAUGGAUUUCUCAUUUUCAACAAGUAUUCCGUAUCGCACUCCUGUUUGUUAAAUCGCACAGCGGAUGUUACAGAAGAUGGGAAGUAUGUGCUUGCCUUGAAGGACGAAAGAAAAAGAUUUGGGUCAUCGUUGGGUGCAUUGUCAAGAGGCCGUGUCACAAUUACCGUAAUGUGCGCGCAUUACAUGACGCUUGCGCUGACGAUCGCCAUACGUUACUGUUCGGUUAGGAAACAAUUUGGCCCCACGGAAGAGAAUGAAUUGCCAGUUAUAGAAUACCAGUCUCAACAAUGGCGACUCUUUCCUCAUUUGGCCGAGAUGUACGCCAUAAAGAUAUUUUCGAAUCAUUUCUGUAAUAUAAUAAUGGAACUUGACAAUAAUACGUUGGAGGAAAAUGAAAACUCUAAUGCCGAUGCAGGAAUGGAGAUUCACGCGCUGUCUUCGGCGACGAAACCGUUAUGCUCGUGGAUUGCUCGCGAUGCAAUUCAGGACUGCAGAGAAUCCUGUGGCGGUCACGGAUACUUAAAAAUGUCGCGCUUGGGCGACAUAAGAGCAGAAAACGAUGCUAACUGCACAUACGAGGGUGAAAACAAUGUCCUCAUUCAACAAGCGAGUAAUUGGUUGUUGAGCCAAUGGGCUAAUGUGAUCAACGGCCGAUUCGUAUCAUCCCCGCUCGGUUCCGUGGAUUUUCUCAAUGACGCUGAACGAAUACUUAAUACCAAAUUUAAUCAAAUUACAAUGCAGGAUACAUUGAGACCUGAGAAUCUGAUGCUGGCGUUGAGAUGGCUGGUAUGCUAUUACUUGAAGAAGACGUACCAGCGUGUGGAAGUCUUGAAAUCGAACAACGCGUCUGAUUUUGACGCAAAGAACAAUUCCCAGUCAUUUUUGGCACGGACCUUAUCCCUUGUAUAUGGAGAACACUUUCUAAUGGCAUAUUUUAUUAAAUAUUUGCAAGAUCCAAAGUGGAAAGCGAAUGAACGCAAAGUAUUAAUAGAGUUAUGUACUCUAUUCGGAGCUGUAACGUUGGAAAAGAGAGUUGGGGAUUUAUACGAGGGUGGUUAUGUUUUUCCUAACAGCAACAUAACUAGCUUCUUGCGAGAAGGAAUUAUAAUACUGUGCAAAAGCUUGGUCGAUAAUGCGGUUGCGCUGACUGACGCCGUGGCACCGCCGGACUUUGUUAUCAAUUCUCCUCUAGGAAUGUCCGAUGGCGAGGUAUACGAGCAUAUGAGAAAGUGGUUCUUCGAGAAUAAAGAGAACUUUGAACGUGCAUCUUGGUGGAAUGAACUUCGACCCAAGUUGUAAAUAGAGUAUAAAUAUUGCAGUUAUGAAGAAGCUGAAGAUUAUUCUCGUCUGUGGGUGAGGUGAUACCUCUUGUCUGUAGGUUUUAGGUUGGAAUAAUUUCGAGAUAUAUAAACAAAUGUACGAUAUUACAUACAAGUUCGUAUCAUUCGGUUUACAGGGCUGUGUAAAUGGAUAAUAGAGAAACAUUCUUAAAAUGUUUUGAAAAAAUACCAAACAUUUUAUUAUAUAAACUGUUUCGAUGCCUCGAUAUUAACUAGUAUAGUUUGAAUAUUAUUGGAUUCAUAAUGCAAUAUUAUAUUCACUAAUACUAAUUGUUAUAUUUUUCUACUUUUAAAGUUUUUAUAUUUGAAAAGGCGUGCAUUUUUAUAUAUACAUUAUUACGAAGCUUUCUAGA
Messenger RNA from Linepithema humile (Argentine ant), 2732 nucleotides. RefSeq names its product Acyl-CoA oxidase 3 (gene Acox3). The record is from RefSeq and is a predicted model, not a curated record. Gene Ontology annotation, biological process: fatty acid beta-oxidation using acyl-CoA oxidase; lipid homeostasis. Gene Ontology annotation, cellular component: peroxisome. Gene Ontology annotation, molecular function: pristanoyl-CoA oxidase activity; fatty acid binding; FAD binding. Lineage: Eukaryota; Metazoa; Arthropoda; Insecta; Hymenoptera; Formicidae.